AUGUCUUCCAACAGCGGUAAUGAACUAAGCGAUGCCCAACCGACAAAAGACAAAGAUGAUAAGGCAACUGACAAAGCUAUUGAACACAUCGAUCUGGGAGAAAUGACCACAGAAGGGGUUGCUCCUGACCGAUUUGAGGACAAGUUUCGCGCCACUAAGUGGGAGAUCUGGGCAUACUACGCGUAG
This is a messenger RNA of Penicillium lagena, 186 nucleotides long. Its product is annotated as autophagy protein (Atg22). The coding region runs from base 1 to 186 and encodes 61 amino acids. NCBI's taxonomy places the organism in Eukaryota, Fungi, Ascomycota, Eurotiomycetes, Eurotiales, Aspergillaceae. The record is from RefSeq and is a predicted model, not a curated record. The transcript has a single exon.